AUGAGAUUUGGUCAACACUUGGAUCACAACGAGAUUAUUGAGAACUUGAUGUCUGAGCUGUUGAUCAGUGAUAUCAUUGACAAUAGGGUUGAUAUGUGUAGUGGAGGCGAACGGAAACGUAUAGCUAUUGCUUGUGAACUGACGGCUCAAAAAAGGCCUCAUAUUCUAUGUAUUGACGAACCGACGAGUGGUUUGGAUAGUUGUGCGGCAAUUAAUCCAAACAAUGAAUUGUUUCAUAUGUUUGAUUACAUCUAUGUUUUGGCCAAAGGAGGCGUUUGUGUGUUUGCGGACAGACCUCAACACUUAAAGCAAACUCUUAUUAAUAAUGACAUUAAAUGCGAUGAAAAUCAGAUUCCAAUCGAAGUAUUACUAGAAAUCGCUUCCGAGGUGAUUUAA
This is a messenger RNA of Medioppia subpectinata, 396 nucleotides long. The record is from the annotation of a GenBank genome assembly. NCBI's taxonomy places the organism in Eukaryota, Metazoa, Arthropoda, Arachnida, Sarcoptiformes, Oppiidae.